AUGACAAUCAAAGUACGCGCCGAUGAACUCCUACACCUGACUGUGGACGACAUCGGAGAUGAGGAGUUCUUUGAACUUGCAGACCCAGAGAACGAGACUGAGGAACAUAUAGCACACUUACGAAAACUAUGCGAUGAGCGCGCUGAAAAGGAUCGGUCGCAGGCGGUGGACGCAGGUGAACUUGGGGCACGAUUAGGACGCCUUUCUUCGAGAGCAUCGCCCCCAAUCCCUCGUUACCGAUCCUCGUCCGCUUCGACUUUUGACCCGGAGAAAGAUAAAGAGCAGACCUGGCAAGAGGAAGUGGAAGCGUAUCGUGCCUUAGUAGCCGAAGGGGGCCGACCGUCUCAUCCUGUGGCCCUCGGCUACGACGUGAUAGACAACCCCGACAAGUAUGAGCAGUAUAAGGACAUCAUCUGGUUUUGGCACGGACUGGGAGGAUAUUACUCAGUGUUCCACCGUCAACUCAUGGAGUGGAGGGAAUUUCGACAAAUUCAAGACAAGAGGCGGAGUUUUUAUAUCCCACGAAACAGGUUUCAGGAAUAUCAAGACGCCGUCCGUGAGAGCCAAGCAGAUACAGGAUGCAAAUGGGAUCUCCGAGUGCUCGAGGACCGGCACCAACACAACCGGCUGGAAGACUGGAACGAGUUUCGGGCGUUCUACUAUCGGAGGCUCAAAGCAUAUGAGAAACUGGUCCCGCCGGCGGAGCAGGAGCUAUUGCUCUAUCAAAAGAAAUAUGAGGAUGCCCAAGCACGUUCGACCAAUGUCAUUCGUGACCCUCAGGUCCUAUACGGCCGAUUUGACGAUAUCCAGGCUUCAAUGAAAGAAGUGGCAGAAGCAAAAUCAAGAGUUGAGUCAGCCGAGAAGGCGUUACAAGCAGCAAAGAAAAAUAGGUCAAAGAGAAAAGAAGCCUUGAUCAAGAAGGUGCAAGAGGAACUCGCUGCUGCAAAAGCCCAGUUGAUUCGCGUGUCUGGUCCUGAGGAAAUGAGAAAACUUCGUGAUGGCUAUGAACUGCAUAUCGCUAAGAAGGUCAUGCUUAUGGCCGAGGGCGACUUCAAUGGGGCAGAGCUCGAUGUUAAGAGAUGGAAAGUAUUUCUGAAGUGGAUCGACGACCAAUAUCCUGCCAUUGCUGCCGAAUGUGGGUGCCUCGCCAGUGACACGACUGAUGUUUCUUCCCGAUCUGCCAGAGGAAAAGAAGAUCAACAGAUCCAGAAACGGCGGCCUCAGCCCCGCCAGAAAGGCCGUACGCAAAUACGGUCUGUCCUCAGUCCCAAUACCUCGUCCAAGAUCUCGAAAUUUUCAAAACCCUCGCAACGCAGAGCACCGUCUUCCAGCUUACGUGCAAUGGUCACAACGCAACCUCCAUUGGCAGACCCCCUACAGGAUGAAGAACCCCACGUGUCGAAGGUUCUUUCAUCUCAGCAAGGAGACGACGCGUCUAGUCGAGAGUUGCGGCUAUCGCCAUGUCUAACUAAGUCGACACUACAACCCACCCGCCGCAGCGCUCGAAUAGCAGAAAGAGUAAGACGCCUACAAGAUUCCAAUGGACGAUUUGAAACUGUGACGGCCAUGAGCAACGAUGCGCAUGUGCUGUCAACACAGAAGUCACGAAAGGGAAAGAACUUGAAGAAAGCGAUAACGGAGAGUGGCGAGCACCUCAAAGGCGUACAUCCAUCGAAACCUCAAGGCGUCACAAAGCGGAGGGGCCGUCCUCGUCGAAGAUAG
Molecule: messenger RNA, 1722 nt
Organism: Exophiala xenobiotica
Lineage: Eukaryota; Fungi; Ascomycota; Eurotiomycetes; Chaetothyriales; Herpotrichiellaceae
Exons: 3
Coding region: 1-1722 (573 amino acids)
Source: RefSeq, a predicted model, not a curated record